Lolium perenne is the source of this 2341-nucleotide messenger RNA. Its product is annotated as protein INCREASED PETAL GROWTH ANISOTROPY 1. The record is from RefSeq and is a predicted model, not a curated record. Gene Ontology annotation, cellular component: cortical microtubule. Gene Ontology annotation, biological process: protein localization to cortical microtubule cytoskeleton. NCBI's taxonomy places the organism in Eukaryota, Viridiplantae, Streptophyta, Magnoliopsida, Poales, Poaceae.
UGACCCUGGUGUCUCGCUCGCUUCCCCGCCACCCGCUUUCCAACCCAAGGUCGGACCGUUCCUCGUAAAUCGCGCCUCCCCUCUCGCUUAAACCCCAAAGCAAAGCGACAAUGUGGAGCAGCGGCAAGCACGCCGAACUGAAACACCCAGUGCCCGCCGCGGCCCAAUCCUAAUCCGCCCGUGCGUACGACGUCAUGGUGGCCGGGCGCGUCAAGGCGGCCAUGGGCUUCCACCACAGCAGUCCCACUCCCAGGGCGCCCAAAUCGCCGGCGCCCCACGCCGAGGAGCAUACACGGACGCCGGCCCGGGUCCCGCCGCCGUCCUCGCCCGCGGCGUCCAAGGCGUCGGCGUUCGCGCGCUCGCUGGGCGCCUACUUCCCGCGCUCGGCGUCGGCGCAGGUGCAGCCCGCGCGCGCGCCGCCGGAGGUCGCCGGGCUGCUGCGCGCCAUCGAGCAGCUCCAGGAGCGGGAGUCGCGCCUGCGCGUGGAGCUGCUGGAGCAGAAGAUACUCAAGGAGACCGUCGCCAUCGUCCCCUUCCUGGAGGCCGAGCUCGCCGCCAAGAGCAGCGACCUCGAGAGGUACAGGGAGUCCGCGGUCCGGCUCGAGUCCGAGAACUUGCGGCUCUGCGCCGAGCUCGACGCCGCCGUGCUGGAGGCUACCAGCAGGAAGCAGAGGAUUGUGCAGAUGGAGAAGGAGAUGACGGAGCUGCGGAAGCAGCAGGAGGCGCUCGCUGACGACUGCUGCUCUUCCUCGGCUUCCGUCUCGGUGGAGCAUUGCGAGAGCUCCAUUGCCGCGGCGAAUACCGCGAGCUUAGCUCCAUUGCAGCCGCCAGCUUUCGUGUCAAAGUCCUCCUUCCCGGCCUCGAUGCACGCCUCGCCUGCGAGCUCUUCCUCAUCCUCGGCGUCUUCCUCCACGUCGACUUCGCCCACGAACUCCGGCUCGUCGUCGUCAUGCACAUCGCCCGUACCAAGAACCCGCGUGCCAGAGCUGUCCAAGCUGCCGCCGAUACCUCCGCCACCGCCACCACGGCCUCCGCUGGUGAGCUCCUCGCCCCCCAGCUCACUCGGCGUGUGCGGAAGCGCAGGCGCGCCGCCUCCUCCGCCUCCGCCCCCACCGUCCAGGAGGGCGGUCAGCAGAGCAUGUUCGCCGUCGAAAUCCGGUUCGUGCGUGAGGCGCGUGCCCGAGGUGGUCGAGUUCUACCACUCGCUGAUGCGGAGGGAGUCCAAAAGGGACGGAGGGAGCGGCGGCGAUCCAGCGAACAGUGGCGGCGCGGCGGCGACCAGGGACAUGAUCGGCGAAAUCGAGAACCGAUCAGCUCACCUCCUCGCGAUCCGAUCGGACGUGGAGAGGCAGGGCGACUUGAUCCGGUUCCUGAUCAAGGAGGUGGAGGCGGCGGCGUUCGCCGGCAUCGAGGACGUGGUCGCCUUCGUCAAGUGGCUCGACGACGAGCUCUCCCGCCUGGUGGACGAGCGGGCGGUGCUGAAGCACUUCGAGUGGCCGGAGCAGAAGGCGGACGCGCUCCGGGAGGCGGCGUUCGGGUACCGUGACCUGAAGAAGCUAGAGGGCGAGGCCGCCUCGUUCUGUGACGAUGCCCGGCUACCCUGUGCAACCGCGCUCAAGAAGAUGCAAGCCCUCUUCGAGAAGUUGGAGCAUGGCGUCUACGAUCUCGCCCGCGUCCGGGACAGCGCCGCCAGCAGGUAUGGCCGGUUCAAGAUCCCCUCGAAGUGGAUGCAAGACUCUGGGAUCGUGAGCCAGAUAAAAUUCCAAUCAGUAAAGUUGGCCAGGAAAUACCUUGAACGGGUUUCCUCCGAGCUUGAGGCCAUUAAAGUCGGCCCAGACGAAGAGGAGUUGAUGCUUCAAGGAGUACGGUUCGCCUUCAGAGUGCACCAGUUUGCAAAUGGUUUCGACGUUGACACUAUGCGCGCGUUCCAAGAGCUCAAAGAGAAGGCUUCUAUGUGCCAUUUUCAGCGGCAAAGGCAGAAUCAACGUUUGCGACAGCAAACACUUGUCGCCAGGACCUGAGCAUCUCCUUAUGCUGAAUGAACCAUACGCCAUCUUGUGUUAUGAUGUACCAUACACCAUCUCGUGGUUAUUAUAGUAUGAUUAAUUGAUUUUUUUCUGUUGAAUAUGCUCUAUAGAUUUCUUACCUCAGAAGAAAAUAUUUUUGUUCUUUCCCAGUUGAAAUCUGACUACACCUUCUCUUAUUAAGCACCCCUGUUAGGGUUAUAAGAAUUUUAGUAGUGUCACCUGAUGUGAAAUUUUCUAGCCGCUUCUGUGUAUAAAUGGUGACAGAUGAUGCUAUCAUGCUACUGUGAGGAAAUUCAUCUUAUACUAGUGCUAAA